Molecule: messenger RNA, 3471 nt
Organism: Myotis davidii
Lineage: Eukaryota; Metazoa; Chordata; Mammalia; Chiroptera; Vespertilionidae
Gene: USP37
Product: ubiquitin specific peptidase 37
Exons: 25
Coding region: 405-3341 (978 amino acids)
Biological process (GO): protein deubiquitination
Molecular function (GO): cysteine-type deubiquitinase activity
Source: RefSeq, a predicted model, not a curated record
CUGUCCGGUCGCGUCGAGUGUGCGUGCGUGCGUUGCGUGUUUGCGUGUGGUCACAGUUCCCGCCAUCAGCCACUCUCCCUGACUUGGGGGAGCGAGCUGUAUACCUCCGUUUGGGUUCGGCGUCCCUUCCUUCCUUAACCUCCAUUCUUCCCCCUCCGCGCGGACUCGGUGCGAGCCCCGGACUCACAGGCACAGCUGAGUUGAUGGCUUCCGAAGAACUGGGAUAGCUGCAGAAUAUGAGUAGUUCCCCAAGAAGAUUGCAUUGCCUUUGGCACAAGCAUCAGAAUAAAGGUGAAUCGUUAUUACAUAGGGUUUUUCAGUAAAAGUCACUGAAAAAAUCUGUUGGGUGAAGUUAUAUUUUUGUUUUAUAAUUUUGCUAGAAGCAAUUUAUUUUUAAAGAAAGUAUGUCUCCUCUGAAGAUACAUGGUCCUAUCAGAAUUCGAAGUAUGCAAACUGGGAUUACAAAAUGGAAAGAAGGAUCCUUUGAAAUUGUGGAAAAGGAUAAUAAAGUCAGCCUAGUGGUUCACUACAAUACUGGAGGAAUUCCAAGGAUAUUUCAGCUAAGUCAUAACAUUAAAAAUGUGGUGCUUCGACCCAGUGGAGCAAAACAAAGCCGCCUCAUGUUAACGCUACAGGAUAACAGCUUCUUGUCUAUUGACAAAGUACCAAGUAAGGAUGCAGAGGAAAUGAGGUUGUUUCUAGAUGCAGUCCAUCAAAACAGACUCAAUGCAGCCAUGAAACCUCAGGGGUCUGGUAGUUUUGGAGCUAUUCUGGGCAGUAGAACCUCACAGAAGGAAACCAACAGGCAGCUUUCUUACUCAGACAAUCAGGCCUCUUCAAAAAGAGGAAGUUUGGAAACUAAAGAUGAUACUCCAUUUCGAAAAGUUCUUGGUAAUCCAGGUAGAGGAUCAAUUAAGACUGCAGCAGGAAAUGGAAUAACUGUCACCCGAACGAUUCCGUCUUUGACAUCUACAUCAACACCUCUUAGAUCAGGUUUAUUAGAAAAUAGAACUGAAAAGAGGAAAAGAAUGCUGUCUGGCUCAGAGUUGAAUGAAGAUUACCCUAAGGAAAAUGAUUCAUCAUCGAACAACAAAGCUAUGACAGAUCCCUCAAGAAAGUAUUUAACCAGCAGUAGAGAGAAGCAGCUGAGUUUGAAACAGUCGGAAGAGAAUAGGACUUCAGGACUUUUACCUUUGCAGUCAUCAUCCUUUUAUGGUAGCAGAUCUGGAUCCAAGGACUACUCUUCUGGCAAUACUAAUCUAGACAGGACUAACAUCUCAAGCCAAACUCCCUCUGCCAAAAGAAGUUUGGGAUUUCUUCCUCAGCCAGCUCCUCUAUCUGUUAAAAAAUUGAGGUGUAAUCAAGAUUAUACUGGCUGGAAUAAGCCAAGAGUGCCCCUUUCCUCUCACCAACAGCAACUGCAGGGCUUCUCCAACUUGGGAAAUACUUGCUAUAUGAAUGCUAUUUUACAGUCCCUAUUUUCACUCCAGUCAUUUGCAAAUGACCUGCUUAAGCAAGGUAUCCCAUGGAAGAAAAUUCCACACAAUGCACUUAUCAGACGCUUUGCACACUUGCUAGUAAAAAAAGAUACCUGUAAUUCAGAGACCAAAAAGGAUUUACUCAAGAAGGUUAAAAAUGCCAUUUCUGCUACAGCAGAGAGAUUCUCUGGUUAUAUGCAGAAUGAUGCUCAUGAAUUUCUAAGUCAGUGCUUAGACCAGCUAAAAGAGGAUAUGGAAAAAUUAAAUAAAACUUGGAAGACUGAACCUGUUCCUGGAGAAGAAAAUUCACCAGAUAUUUCAGCCACUAGAGUAUACACUUGCCCUGUUAUUACUAAUUUGGAGUUUGAGGUUCAACACUCCAUUAUCUGUAAAGCAUGUGGAGAGAUUAUUCCCAAAAGAGAACAGUUUAAUGACCUCUCCAUCGACCUUCCUCGAAGGAAAAAGCCGCUCCCUCUGCGUUCAGUUCAAGAUUCUCUUGAUCUUUUCUUUAGGGCAGAAGAAAUCGAGUAUUCCUGUGAGAAGUGUAGUGGGAAGUGUGCUCUUGUCAGGCACAAAUUUAACAGGCUACCCAGGAUCCUCAUUCUUCAUUUGAAGCGAUAUAGCUUCAAUAUUACUCUCUCACUUAACAACAAGAUUGGGCAGCAAGUCAUCAUUCCAAGAUACCUGACCCUGUCAUCUCAUUGCACUGAAAGUACAAAACCACCCUUCACUCUCGGUUGGAGUGCGCAUAUGGCAAUUUCUAGACCAUUGAAAGCCUCUCAAAUGGUGAAUUCCUGCAUCACCAGCCCUUCUACACCUUCAAAGAAUUUCCCCUUCAAAUCCAAGAGCUCAUUGGCUUUGAGCCUUGAUUCAGACAGUGAGGAUGAACUAAAACGCUCUGUGGCCCUUAGCCAGAGAUUCUGUGAAAUGUCAGGUUGUGAACAACAGCAGGAAGAUGUGGAAAAGGAUUCAAAAUCAUGCAGAAUAGAACCUGAUAAGUCUGAACUAGAAAACUCAGGAUUUGAUGGAAUGAGCGAAGAAGAGCUUCUAGCAGCUGUUUUAGAGAUAAGUAAGAGAGAAGCUUCACCGUCCCUGAGUCAUGAAGAUGAUGAUAAACCAACCAGCAGCCCAGAUACUGGAUUUGCAGAGGAUGAUAUUCAAGAAAUACCUGAAAAUCCGGACACUGUGGAAAUUGAGAAACCUAAAACAGUCACAGAACCAGAUCCAGCCAGUUUUACUGAGAUAACUAAAGACUGUGAUGAGAAUAAAGAAAACAAAACCCCAGAAGGACCUCAAGGAGAGGUUGAUUGGCUUCAGCAGUAUGAUGUGGACCGCGAAAGGGAAGAGCAAGAGCUUCAGCAGGCCUUGGCUCAGAGCCUCCAGGAGCAAGAGGCUUGGGAACAGAAAGAAGAUGAUGACCUCAAAAGAGCUACAGAGUUAAGUCUUCAAGAGUUUAACAACUCUUUUCUGGAUUCAUUGGGUUCUGAUGAAGAUUCUGGAAAUGAGGAUGUUUUAGAUAUGGAGUACACAGAAGCUGAAGCUGAGGAACUGAAGAGAAAUGCUGAGACAGGAUAUCUUCCUCAUUCCUAUCGGCUCAUCAGUGUUGUCAGUCACAUUGGUAGCACUUCUUCUUCAGGUCAUUACAUUAGUGAUGUGUAUGACAUUAAGAAGCAAGCGUGGUUUACUUACAAUGACCUAGAGGUAUCUAAAAUCCAAGAGGCUUCCGUGCAGAGUGAUCGGGAUCGGAGUGGUUACAUCUUCUUUUACAUGCACAAGGAGAUUUUUGAUGAGCUGCUGGAAACAGAAAAGAACUCUCAGGCAUUCAGCAUGGAAGUGGGGAAGACCACUCGUCAGGCCUCGUGAAGAACAAACUGCUGGGUUGGCAGUGUGCACUGCAUAUUCUCCUUUACUGUCACCCACUUCACUUUCCUCCACCUGAGGAGAAGUUAGAACUCUAUUUGAUGCGGGAGCAACAAACAGCUCAGGGCCAAAC